Cavia porcellus (domestic guinea pig) is the source of this 2442-nucleotide messenger RNA. It is a transcript of the gene Dcp1b, whose product is annotated as decapping mRNA 1B. Bases 589 to 2172 code for a protein of 527 amino acids. NCBI's taxonomy places the organism in Eukaryota, Metazoa, Chordata, Mammalia, Rodentia, Caviidae. Gene Ontology annotation, biological process: deadenylation-independent decapping of nuclear-transcribed mRNA; deadenylation-dependent decapping of nuclear-transcribed mRNA; positive regulation of catalytic activity. The record is from RefSeq and is a predicted model, not a curated record. Gene Ontology annotation, molecular function: mRNA binding; enzyme activator activity. The transcript is spliced from 10 exons. Gene Ontology annotation, cellular component: P-body.
GGACACGCCUCCGACGGUGGUGGACGGGCCUGCGGCCAGAGUUGUGCAGAUUGACUCUGAGUUUAGGGCCGGGAGGUCGACCCGAGAAGCCACCUGGAGUUAGGGGAGGACAGUAAAUAAUGGUCCCACGCGGGGAGCAGAGCAGUCAGGCACAGGACCCGGCGCUGCCAGGCCGGAAGCCGGGUGCUCGGGUAAAACAAAGCUGAGUUUUGUCACAGUAAAACCGGUGGCAGGGUAGGAGACCAAAAAAAAAAGGGUUCUGGUUCUGGAUCAGCCAUCUUAGGUGGGGCGGAGAGAGCUCAAAACUUCAUGGCUGGGGACAAUCGGAAUACUCAGAAAACACUAACCGAAGAGCAAGCAUGGAAAAUAAAAGACAGAGUGGACAGUGUGACGUUUAAAGGGAGGCUGGUGACCUUGGGAAGAUCAGUACGUUACAGCCUUUGAUACUGGAGUCCAUUCUAAUACAGAGAAACUUAAUUUUUCUUCACAGCUAGGAUUGGUAGGAGCGUGAAACACGAGAAGACUGAUGUGGAAGGAACCUUAUUUGUUUAUACAAGGUCUGCUUCUCCAGAGCAUGGAUUCACCAUUAUGAAUAGACUGAGCAUGGAAAAUAGGACAGAACCCAUUACUAAAGACCUGGAUUUCCAACUCCAGGACCCUUUCCUUCUCUACCGAAAUGCCAGAUUGUCCAUUUAUGGAAUCUGGUUUUAUGAUAAGGAAGAAUGUCAAAGAAUUGCAGAGCUUAUGAAAAACCUAACUCAGUAUGAACAGUCGAAAGCCCAUCAGGGUGCUGGAGCAGGAAUCACCCCAAUGAGCCUCAAUUCAGGAGAGGGCAAAGAAGUGGAUAUCUUACAAAUGCUCACCAAGGCCAAAGAUGAAUAUACAAAGUGUAAAACCUGCUCUGAGCCAAAACAGAUAACCAGUUCAUCUGCCAUCUAUGACAACCCUAAUCUCAUCAAACCAAUCCCAGUGAAGCCCAGUGGCCGCCAGCAGCAGCACAGACCCCCUGGCCAGACUUUAGAUCCUGAAACUCAGCACUUAUCCCUGAUAGCCCUGUUUGGGAAGCAAAACAAAGCUACCAGGCAGCAAACUGUGGAGCCCCCUCAGAGCCUCCAUCAGCAUCCACCAGAGAAGCUUCCAGCCCAGCAGGGCAUCAUGCGCUCCCUCUCCUAUGAGGAGCCCAGAAGGCUCUCAGCCACUGUGGAGAAGCAGCUUUGUCCAGCCAUUCAGAAACUCAUGGUCAGGAGUGUGGACCUGCACCCUCUGGCAGAGCUGCCUGAACAGCGGCCCUGUGAGAAUGGCAGCGUCCAUCCUGCAGGGGAAGUAGCCGCCGGACUCAUGCAGCAAGGGUCUCUCCAUAACAUCAGAACUAUGCGGGCUGGACAAGCUGCUUCCAGGACCCAGAACUUGGAGCAGCUCCAGAGUGCCCCAGAGCUGGCAACCAAGCAUGAUGUCAGCACUCCAGUGCCCCCCAUCCUGGCCGCCCCUGGUACCCACAGAUCCCCCUCUGCUGCUACCUCUGUGGCUCCAGUCCGGAGUCUGGUCCAGCCGCAGCUGGUAUAUUUCAGUAGCUCUCUUGCACCUCAGAUGCUAGGACAUCAGGCCCACAGUAAGGGACAGUACAUGCUGCCGGGACAAAGGCUACCUCUGGCUGGCAGUCAGACAGGCAGCCCUGGCGUGGUCUCCCCUCAGGAGCUGCUGAGAAGGCUGCAGGUGGUACAGCAGGAGCAGCUGCAGGCAGCGCCCCGCCCAGCCCUGGCAGCCAAGUUCCCCACGGUGAGCCGGAGCUGCAGGACAGGGAGACCCUGGGAGUCCUGCACCAGCAGUACGUGCGGCACGGAGACGCAGGCUCCCCUUUUGCAGGUCAUCUCACCGCAGCACAGCCCAGCUGCAGCGGCUCCUUCUGUUCUUGUGUCCCCCAUGGUAUUCACACAAGCCACCUGUGCCCCACGAAGGGAGAGAGAUGGCAGGCUUCUGCCCCUGCAGAGCCCAGAGCCCUGUGCGGUCGCCAGCAGCCCACUCACCAGGCCGCAACUCCAGGAAGCACUGCUGUACCUCAUCCAGCCACAUGGCUGGGUUGUCUUUCUGUGCUGUCGUGAACACUUGGCACGUUACACGUCAACCGCUGAAAACCAGCAGCUCUGUGCCGGACACACCUGCAGCCCCAUCUAACAUCCAUGCACACAGUCACAGCCACCGCUGCUGAAGAACACAAGCAGAGAAUGACGACAACUUCUUAAAUAUCAUCUAUGAAGCCUAUUUCUUCAGCAUGACGCAAUCAGCCAUGAAAAAGCCUACGUGAAAGCAGAUCCUUUGAAAAUAUGAUUUUCAGGGACCUUCUAAAUCUCCUGCAUAAGGCUCUUUCAUGUGAAGUGAUGCAGCCCAAAAUGUUCCUUCCUUUAAAAAAAUUGUAAUAAAAAGUUCAUAUUUUUAUUUUAUUUA